This is a messenger RNA of Anopheles coustani, 5334 nucleotides long. RefSeq names its product collagen alpha-1(IV) chain (gene Col4a1). The record is from RefSeq and is a predicted model, not a curated record. Gene Ontology annotation, cellular component: collagen trimer. The transcript is spliced from 6 exons. Gene Ontology annotation, molecular function: extracellular matrix structural constituent. The coding region runs from base 1 to 5334 and encodes 1777 amino acids. Lineage: Eukaryota; Metazoa; Arthropoda; Insecta; Diptera; Culicidae.
AUGGGGACCCGAAUAAAAUGGUUAAUUACUACCUCAUUGAUAAUUUGGUUUGGACAACUAACAUAUGCGCAAUUCUGGUCGGACCUCUCCAACACCGGCGGCGUGGGUCUUUUCAAACGUGCCGAUGAGGAUCACCCACGGCACACGCAACCACGGAUCGAUCCGAGCUACAGCAUCAUAGACCCUGCCAGCGGACCCCAGGGCCCUCCAUCGAAAAACUGCACUUCCGGCGGCUGCUGCUUGCCAAAAUGUUUCGCCGAGAAAGGCAACCGUGGCCUACCCGGUCCGGCCGGGCUGAAGGGAGGCAAGGGUGUUCGCGGGUUCCCCGGAUCGGAGGGUCUGCCGGGCGAAAAGGGCUCGAAGGGUGAGCCGGGACCGAUGGGCUUGAUUGGCCCCAAGGGAGACCGGGGUCGGGACGGUUUACCUGGUUACCCGGGUAUUCCUGGCACGAAUGGAGUGCCCGGAAAUCCGGGAACACCCGGCCUGCCCGGACGCGAUGGCUGCAAUGGCACGGACGGACUGCCCGGAUUGCCCGGUUUGGCUGGAUCGCCUGGUCCCCGCGGAUAUGCCGGUAGUCCCGGAUCGAAGGGUGACAAGGGUGAGCCGGCGCGUCACCCGGAGAACUACAACAAGGGUCAAAAGGGUGAGCCAGGACUGGAGGGCCUCGAGGGACUGCCUGGACCGGUCGGAGAGCCGGGAGUGCGCGGUUACCCGGGAACGCCCGGCGACAAAGGUGUGCCUGGACUGCCGGGAGUGAAGGGUGAGCGCGGCGACAAGGGCGAGUGCAUCAAGGGCGCUAAAGGUGAGAAGGGUGCCAAGGGCCAGGAGGUGUACGAAGCGUCGGGCUCGACGACAACGACCGGACCGAAAGGUGAUAAGGGCGAUCGAGGCGAACCGGGUGAACCGGGACGGCCGGGUGACAAGGGCCAGGCGGGUGACCGCGGUCAGGUCGGUGAUCGUGGACACAAGGGCGAGAAAGGACUUCCAGGACAGCCAGGACCUAGGGGGCGUGAUGGCAAUUUUGGACCGGUAGGACUCCCCGGACAGAAAGGUGACCGUGGCUCGGAAGGAUUGCACGGAUUGAAGGGUUCAACCGGACCGAAGGGAGACGCCGGACGUGAUGGUUACCCUGGCCAGCCAGGUAUUGCCGGUCCUCCGGGAGCCCCCGGUGGCGGUGAAGGACGCCCAGGAGCGCCGGGACCGAAGGGACCCCGUGGUUACGAAGGCCCACCGGGACCGAAAGGUAUGGAUGGAUUCGAAGGCGAAAAAGGUGAACGAGGCCAGAUGGGUCCGAAGGGAGGCCAAGGAUUGCCAGGACGGCCCGGUCCCGAGGGUAUGCCUGGUGACAAGGGAGACAAGGGUGAACCCGGAUCGGUUGGCAUGCCAGGACCGAUGGGACUGCGAGGAUACCCCGGACAGCCCGGACAGGAAGGACUUCGCGGUGAACCUGGACUGCCCGGAAUUGGUGCACCUGGACCGAAGGGUAAUCCUGGUAUGGCAGGAUUCCCCGGACUGAAGGGACAGAAAGGAGAACGCGGCUUCAAGGGUGUCGUGGGUGUACCCGGUGACGCGAAAGAAGGACGCCCCGGAGCCUCCGGUAUGCCAGGUCGCGAUGGCGAGAAGGGAGAACCGGGCCGACCAGGACUUCCAGGGACCAAGGGUGAGCGUGGCCAGAAGGGAGAGCUUGGAGGACGGUGUACCGACUGCCGACCGGGCCUGAAGGGCGACAAGGGCGAACGCGGAUAUGCGGGUGAACCGGGACGUCCGGGUGUGAGUGGAGCGCCGGGUGAACGAGGCUACCCUGGAGUACCGGGCGACGAUGGACCACUGGGCCAGCGAGGAGAACCAGGACCGAAGGGUGAGCCGGGUCUGCUUGGACCACCAGGACCUUCCGGAGAACCAGGCCGUGAUGCGGAGAUAUCGUUAGAUCAGCUCAAGCCAAUCAAGGGAGACAAGGGUGAUACGGGCGAGAGGGGUCUGGUAGGCGUCAAGGGCGAGAAGGGCUACAGUGGACCAGUAGGACCUGAAGGCAAGCCGGGCCUACCCGGUCUAAAGGGUGAAAAGGGACGACCUGGUGAAAUGGGUGUCGAUGGAAUGCCGGGAGCACCAGGAAAGGAUGGUCUCCCCGGACGACAUGGGCAGACGAUUAAGGGAGAAGCGGGUCUUAAGGGCAACGUAGGCUACACGGGCGAUAAGGGUGAUAAGGGCUACGCCGGGUUGAAGGGAGAGCCGGGUAAGUGUGCCGAUAUAGCCCAGAACAUUAUGGAUGCCAUUCGCGGGCCUCCAGGACCUCAGGGUGAGAAAGGUGCACCGGGUGUGCAUGGUGAGCGAGGCGAUAAGGGUGAAAUGGGCCUGCAGGGACGGACAGGACUUCCAGGAAAUGCGGGUCCACCGGGCGCUCCGGGACCGGUAGGUCCUCGUGGUUUGACUGGUAAUCGCGGUGAGAAGGGUAACACGGGACCGGUGGGGCCACCAGGCUCGCCAGGACGUGAUGGUAUGCCCGGAACUCCCGGAAUGCCCGGUACGAAGGGUUCUAAGGGAGAUCCGGGUCUGUCGAUGGUUGGCCCACCGGGACCGAAGGGUAACACUGGUUUCCGGGGACCGAAAGGCGAUCGAGGAGGCAUGGGCGAUCGAGGCGAUCCUGGACUGCCCGGAUCGGUUGGCUAUCCAGGCGAGAAGGGUGACGCAGGAGUUCCUGGACAGCCAGGAUUUCCGGGAGAGGUUGGCCCCAAGGGUGAACCGGGUCCCGCUGGCCCUGCAGGACAUACGGGAGCACCCGGAAGACCUGGAAUGGAUGGCGUUAAGGGACUCCCGGGAUUGAAGGGAGACGUCGGUGCACCAGGUGUGAUUGGACUGCCAGGACAGAAGGGAGAGACCGGCCAGGCGGGUAACGAUGGACUGAAGGGCUUCAAGGGACACAAGGGUAUGAUGGGUCUGCCGGGUAUACAGGGUAUGCGGGGUCCACAGGGCGCGAAGGGUGAACCAGGUGAGAAAGGAGAUCGAGGUGAAAUCGGCAUCAAGGGACUUCCGGGACCGUCUGGUCCACCUGGUUUACUUGGACCGAAGGGAGACAAAGGUCUUUCCGGUCUACCGGGUCCCGCUUGCCUCCCAGGACUUGGCGGUGAGAAGGGCGACAAGGGUUACUCAGGACCGGAAGGUCCUCCUGGAGAGCCGGGAGCAGCGUCGGAGAAGGGUCAGAAGGGAGAGCCAGGUGUACCAGGACUGCGCGGAAACGAUGGACUUCCGGGACUCGCGGGACCGACGGGACCGAAGGGAGACGCUGGCGUUCCCGGCUACGGUCGUCCGGGUCCGCAGGGCGAAAAGGGUGACGUUGGAUUGACUGGCAUCAAUGGAUUCCCCGGCCUGAACGGUGUCAAGGGUGACAUGGGCGUGCCCGGAUUCCCCGGUGUCAAGGGUGAUAAGGGUAUGACCGGUCUGCCCGGUAUCCCCGGAGCACCUUGCGUGGAUGGACUGCCUGGUGUCGAAGGCCCAAUGGGACCGCGAGGCUACGACGGCGAAAAGGGCUUCAAGGGUGAACCAGGACGUAUCGGUGAACGCGGCGAGCGAGGAGAAAAGGGUGACCAGGGUCUCACCGGACCUGUCGGUUUGGUGGGUCUUAAGGGAGACCGAGGACUUCCAGGAACUCCGGGACCUUCAGCGACAGUUAGCGCCAUCAAGGGAGACAAGGGAGAGCCAGGUUUCCCAGGCGCGGUUGGACGCCCUGGAAAGGUCGGAGCACCAGGACUACCGGGUGAGAUGGGCGUGAAGGGUGAGGCCGGUUUCCAGGGUCUGCCCGGACUUCCGGGACCGCCAGGAUUGAACGGACUGCCGGGUAUGAAGGGAGACAUGGGACCGCUCGGCGAAAAGGGUGACACUUGCCCAGUGGUGAAGGGCGAAAAGGGUCUUCCGGGACGGCCAGGUAAGACGGGUCGCGAUGGGCCGCCAGGUCUGACGGGCGAAAAGGGUGACAAGGGUAUCGCGGGUCUUCCCGGACCGACCGGACCUCCUGGACCUCCGGGACCGCUUGGACGUCAAGGUGAAAAGGGCGACCGAGGUGACACUGGUCUGGUCGGACGACCGGGUAAGGAUGGUUUCCCAGGUGCUCCAGGGCAGCGUGGCCUUCCGGGAUCGCAGGGUGAAAAGGGUGACCAGGGACCUCCUGGCUUCCUUGGACCUAAGGGUGACAAGGGCGAACGGGGACGCGAUGGACUGAACGGAAUGAAUGGCCCGCAGGGACUCAAGGGUGAACGUGGUCUGCCAGGAUUGGAGGGCGUAGCCGGACUUCCGGGCUUGGGAGGUGAAAAGGGUGACCGGGGUCUACCGGGAAUGGCCGGUCUAUCCGGACCACCGGGAGAGAAGGGUCAGAAGGGAGAGACACCGCAACUCCCGCCGCAGCGCAAGGGACCUCCAGGACCGCCGGGAUACAAUGGCCAGAAAGGUGACAAGGGACUGCCUGGAUUGGCAGGACCGCCAGGCAUUCCUGGAGCUCCUGGUGUACCAGGUGAGAUGGGUCUGCGCGGUUUCGACGGUGCCCGGGGUCUUCAAGGACUUCGUGGAGACGUUGGUCUCGAGGGACGUCCUGGACGCGACGGAGCGCCUGGUCUUCCAGGACCAAAGGGUGAGCCGGGUCGUGACUGCGAAUCAACGCCGUACUGGUCCGGUAUCCUGGUCGUGCGCCACAGCCAGACGGAGGAUAUUCCGGUGUGCGAACCGGGCCACCUGAAACUGUGGGACGGCUACUCGCUCCUGUAUGUGGACGGCAACGACUUCCCACACAACCAAGACCUCGGAUCGGCCGGCUCAUGUGUACGCAAGUUCUCUACACUGCCGAUCUUGUCCUGCGGACAGAAUAACGUGUGCAACUACGCUUCACGUAACGACCGGACGUUCUGGUUAUCGACGACCGCGCCGAUUCCGAUGAUGCCGGUCUCCGAAAACGAGAUGCGACCGUACAUCUCCCGGUGUACGGUGUGUGAGGCCCCGGCGAAUGUCAUCGCCGUCCACAGUCAAUCCCUUCACAUUCCCAACUGCCCGAACGGAUGGGAGAGUAUGUGGAUUGGUUACAGCUUCCUCAUGCACACGGCCGUGGGUCAUGGAGGCGGCGGACAGUCACUAUCCGGAUCCGGUUCGUGUCUGGAGGACUUCCGAGCCACUCCGUUCAUCGAGUGCAACGGAGGCAAGGGUCACUGCCAUUACUAUGAGACGCAAACCUCUUUCUGGAUGGCGACGAUCGAGGAUCACCAACAGUUCCAGCGGCCGGAACAGCAAACGAUCAAGGCUGGCAACUUACUCUCCCGAGUAUCGCGAUGCCAAGUGUGCAUGCGUCGUCCUUAA